Messenger RNA from Sapajus apella (tufted capuchin), 3373 nucleotides. It is a transcript of the gene KBTBD12, whose product is annotated as kelch repeat and BTB domain containing 12. Gene Ontology annotation, molecular function: protein binding. The transcript is spliced from 5 exons. Bases 432 to 1934 code for a protein of 500 amino acids. Lineage: Eukaryota; Metazoa; Chordata; Mammalia; Primates; Cebidae. The record is from RefSeq and is a predicted model, not a curated record.
UAGGGUCUGGGACACUCGCUGGAGACCCUGCGCAGGCGCACAGCGGCCGGCGGGGCUACGGCGGUGCGGUCUCGCGCCACCUCCAACCCGAGGGCAGCACCUGUCGCCUAGGAGGAGCUGCCAGCGCCCUCCCUCCUCCUCCGCAGGGCGCGGGACCUCUAUUUAUAUCGUUCAGCCGGUACAGGCCCAUAUUGGGCAGUGCCAUCAGUCAGGCCCCUUGGCCACCCUACGACCCGGGAGCGUCCUGGCCAGGUCGUGGAGCCAACGCGGGGCCUCUGCGGAGCAAGUGGGGCUGCGCCCGGAACCAGGCGGCACCUCCAAAUGUUUCCUGACAUCUCUGUAGCUUCGUGAGUAAUCAGACAUGCAAAUAGCCCCUCAGAAAUCAAGCUAAACUUAAAGAAGACUUAUUUGGAAACUUUGGAGAGUAGAUCAUGGAGUGCAAGAUGGAGGGAAAAGAAAAAUACCAACAUAGCUUGAAUUUACUGAAUCAAAUUAAGAACAUGAAAGAAUUAGCAGAAAUGAUUGAUGUAGUACUCAUAGCAGAAGAAGAGAAAUUUCCUUGCCACAGACUGGUCCUGGCUGCAUUUAGUCCUUAUUUCAAAGCUAUGUUCACCUGUGGACUACUUGAAUGUAAUCAAAGGGAAGUCAUACUUUAUGACAUCACAGCAGAAAGUGUGGCAGUGUUAUUAAAUUACAUGUACAAUGCAGCUUUGGAUAUCAAUAAUGCCAAUGUACAGACUGUAGCUAUGGCUGCCUAUUUUAUGCAGAUGGAAGAAGUCUUCAGUGUGUGUCAAAAAUAUAUGAUGGACCACAUGGAUGCUUCGAACUGUUUAGGUAUCUAUUAUUUUGCAAAGCAGAUUGGAGCUGAAGAUUUAUCUGAUCAAUCAAAGAAAUAUUUAUAUCAGCACUUUGCUGAGGUGAGCUUACAUGAAGAAAUACUAGAAAUUGAAGUGCACCAAUUUUUGACACUUAUUAAAUCAGAUGAUCUCAACAUAUCCAGAGAAGAGAGCAUUCUGGACUUAGUUCUGAGAUGGGUAAAUCAUAACAAAGAAUUGCGUACAGAGCAUCUUGUUGAGCUUUUGAAGCAAGUCAGAUUGGAACUUGUAAAUCCUUCUUUUUUAAGACAAGCCUUAAGAAGGAACACAAUGCUUCUGUGUGAUGCAGGUUGUGUUGACAUAAUUCAAAAUGCAUUCAAAGCCAUCAAGACACCCCAACAGCACUCUCUAAAUCUGCGCUAUGGCAUGGAGACUACCAGUCUUCUGCUUUGCAUUGGCAACAAUUCUUCAGGAAUCAGAUCAAGACAUAGGAGCUAUGGGGAUGCCAGUUUUUGUUAUGAUCCUAUAUCACGGAAAACCUAUUUCAUCUCAUCUCCCAAGUAUGGAGAGGGUUUAGGAACUGUGUGUACUGGUGUUGUCAUGGAAGAUAACACUAUAAUUGUGGCUGGAGAAGCAAGUGCCUCUAAACUCUCUAGACAAAAGAACAAGAAUGUCGAAAUUUAUAGGUAUCAUGAUAGAGGAAACCAGUUUUGGGAAAAGUUAUGUACAGCUGAAUUUCGAGAACUCUAUGCUCUGGGCAGUAUUCAUAAUGACCUCUAUGUUAUAGGAGGACAGAUGAAAAUUAAAAACCAGUAUCUUAUUACAAACUAUGUUGAUAAGUACUCUGUAGAACGGGACAAUUGGAAAAGGGUGUCCCCCCUUCCACUGCAAUUGGCAUGUCAUGCUGUAGUGACAGUGAAUAAUAAACUUUAUGUGAUUGGAGGCUGGACCCCUCAGAUGGAUCUUCCUGAUGAAGAACCUGAUCGAUUAAGCAACAAACUGUUGCAGUAUGACCCCAGCCAAGAUCAAUGGAGUGUGCGGGCACCCAUGAAGUACUCUAAGUACCGAUUCAGUACAGCUGUAGUCAACAGUGAGAUUUAUGUUCUGGAUGGUCUAUAGGGUAUCUCCCAAAAAGCAGCCACUGAAACCUUCUUCACCAGGAAGGCAGCAUGGUAAAGUAGGGAAGGCACCAGCUUUGGAGUUGAGUAUAUUUGAAUUGAAAUCCUGACUUACUACCUGUAUGUUCUUGGUCUGGUAAAUCUUUUUUUUGUUGUUGUUGCUAAUAUUAAAAUGAGAAUGCCUACCUCUUUGAAAUAUUAAGAUAAAAUAAUAUAUGUAUAAUUCCUACAAUAUAAGUGUUCAGACAUUAUAACUAUUGAGCCCCUUUGUUACAGACACUUUGCUAAAUUCUUUGCUUAACAGUUUCACUUAAUAGUCAUAAAAGUAGAUAAAUUAUUAACUGUCUUCUGUAUAGCUGGCUAGAUAUCUAGACUCAUCCUCCAACUAAAAAAACCCUAAAAACAUUGUAAAGCAUAUCUUUAAAAACCUUUUAAGAUCUGACAUGCCAGUAAGAAUUUAGCAGGCCAAAAGCCAAAUGAAAGCAGGAGACUUCCAACUAUGAAGAACUGAAAAAGUCAACAUUCUAUACUCAGAAAAACCAUAAAACCAGGCAAAUUUGUCAAAAACAACCAUUUUGUUUUUGACAAAUUUAGAAAUCAAUCAUAAAUAACAAUUGAGAAGAGUUUGGUUUGUUUAAAAACAGUACUGAGCUUGAAGUAAGACUUCAGGCAGUCUGUAGCAUUCUCUUGUGAGGCUGGCCCUGUCCCUCACCACAGCUCAUUUAACAUAGUAAUACUGCUAGAGUGGGGCUGGCUACAAAAAUCAGAAGCUUUUUUUGCUAAAGGGGGCCAACAUGUUUGUGAGUAGAUGGUGGAAAACCCACACUCACAGUGGAAAAUGGGAAAAGCCUACAAUUCUAGCCUGAGAUUUUAGUCCUGGUUGGUACAACAGCAGACAAAAGAACUGGCCAGAAAUUUAACAGGAAAAUCCUGGAAAUGAGAAAGUCAUAGAGAGACGUGAUAAAAUCAUCUCCUGGAGGCCAAGAAAGCUUCAUAAACAUGCAGCACCAAAGAGGGCUCAAGUUCUCCACACAGCCCUGACUCAUGCAAUCCAGGGGAGACUUAAGAGGGCCCAAGCUCUCCACACAUUCCUAGAUGACUGGAAGGUUGAGCACAUGUACAGAGCAGACCCAGGAGGGACAGGCAAAAGGUAAAAGUCACAAUAGACUUGAAAACUGUCUGAACUUCUAAUGUACUCCCAUGCAGAUCCACCAGGAGAGGGUAGAAGACUUACUGGUGUUUGACCACAACCACUAGUCAUUGACAGUGACUAAGCUAUGCAGAAAUAAAAAUAACUCAUAGGCUAAAAUAUAAAAAAUUAAAACAGAGGAGAGAUAGCUGCAAAUGGUAGAAGAGGCAUAUUUAAUUUAGGCAAAUUACUUAAAAACAAACAGCAAAAAAAGGCAGUCAAAAACCAGAAAAGAAAGAAACCCUCAGGGA